CAGCUUUGUGAUGGAGAGUCCGUCUCCAGCUCUGUGAUGUGGGGCUGAGUUAUCCUUUAGCUCCAAGGAAGAAUUCCCAACAAUGGGAUUCAGAUGGAGACUCUUCCCUCUCUUCUGGAGAGCAUUUACACCACAUGGCUGAGCCUCAGCUCCACGAUAUGGGCAAUGGACAUGAUCCUUGCCUUUGUGUGUGGACUGGGGCUCUACCUCCUGUUACUUCCUUUUCUUGAGAGUCAUCUGUCUUCACCGCCAUCAAAUAUAAAGUUCACCAGGAAGUCCCAGAUACAGAUGACCUGGCAGGGCCAGUACAAGAAAAAGUUUAGGAAUCAUUGUAGAAACAAUGCAAAAGCUUGGGGAGAAUGCCUGAAAAAGCUGAAAGAAAAAGAAAAGGAUGAAUUAUUUCUAGAAGAAAUGAGCCCAGUAUACCAUUUGAACUCUUUAGGGAAUAUAUUUAAGUCACCAAGUGCUAAACAAGACAGCACUACCCCGUCACCCUGCUGGAACCUGAAAGAAGAAUCAGAAGAGCAGAUGGCUACUCAGAAACUAUCUUAUCCCAAGAUCUCAGGGGACCAUUUUCAACAGAAAUUUGACCAGCUUUACUGGGGUCUCCCUUCUCUCCACAGCGAGUCUCUGAUGGCUGCUGCCUGGAUCCCUCAGACAACAUCAACUCCCCCUUCUCCCUUUUUCUUAUUCAAUGUCAUCUCAAGUGUUUAUCCAAUUCAACUACAGGAUAAAAUGUCUCCAAUGCUUCCCCACACACAUCCUCUGUCCUAUCUGGACCUCCAACCUCCACCCUUAAUUCUCUCUCCACUUGCAUUCCAGCCCCCAGCUUUGAAUCAAGUCCAUUUUCAAUCACCUCUCCCAGUCCUGCUACCCUCUUCUCUGCCCUAUAAUAGAGAUUUUGGUACAUCUUAUUCUCAGUCACAACAUAAGCCACAAUACCUUUCAACUGAAAUAAAAUACAAAGAAAGCCCCUCAGUGACAACACAAGUAGAAAGUAGAUUAACUCUACCCUUGAUGGUCCAGAAACCUCAGGAAGCCUAUGACAUCUUGGUCCCCAACCCUUCCCAAGACUGGGCAGUCUGUAUCCUUCCUGAUAAUUUUCCCAUCAGCUGUGAGCUCCGGGAGAAACUGGAGCAACACAUUGAAAAGUGGCUCCUUCAACACCAAUGGAAUGUUCCCCAUACCAACCAAGAUCCUGAGGAGGAGAUGGAGCUUCAGAGCACAGCAAUAGGAAAUUGUCAAAUCAGAGAGAAAGCCAGCACCUCACAAGCCCUUGCAUUUCCUGGUGAGCACAGCAAGGAGGGCCAGAAGGUGAAAUUCCAGCUAGAAAAGGAAUCUAGCAAGAAUCUGGGACCUAUUCUAGGAAAGAUAUCAAAAGAUUCAAUCAGGGGCUUGGAAAAUAAUAUAGUAAGGGUUCAGGAGAGAAACAUUUUGGAGUCAGAAAGAAUUUCAGUUACGUGCUUGAAAAGUUACUCCAGAAAUGACUCAACAUAUUACAUAGACAAAGAUUUAGAAAACAAUUUGAAAGCUCAUUUGGGUACAAUGUCAAGGCAGAGAAAUCAAGGUCUGACCCCUAGGAGUAUGCGGCAGUCUUGGCUUGCUGUGGACAAUGAUUUUUAUGAGAUGGAAAACAAAAAAUUAACAUCCUUAAAGAGCUCAGAAAAGUCCAUGUACCCUUCAAAGAAGCUUGCCUUUCUCAAUCCAGAAACUCGACAAGCUCUGGAGUCACAUAUUGUAAGGUUUUGGGUGAAGCACAAAUGGGGUCUACCCCUUAAGAUACUCAAGCCCAUAAACCUCUUCAGGUUAAGUACUGAGUCCUUGCCUGUUACAGUCUGUGCCCAGCCUUCCUCAACCACUUCUGUACAUAGGACCAGUUCAGCAGCUGAGGUAGUCAGAUUCCUAGGAAAACCAUUCUUGAAACAGAUAGUUGAGGAUCCUUCUCCAUCACCUGGGAACCUUCUCUUUGUCUCAUCUCCUUCCUGUAAAAGGGCCAUAAGAAGGCUUCCCUCUGCUGUUGACCAUGAGUUUUCUACAGCCCUGCCAACCAAACCAGAGAGGGGGUAUCUUUCAGACUCCCUCACUUAUAAUUUCACUGACGCAACCUCUCAGAGUAGGGGUAGCUUAAAGAAAGAGAUACAGACCCAAGAAGUCCUUUUACCGCCUAGAAGGACUAGUGCCCAAAAUUCAGAGGCAUACAACCUUCAGGCAAAAGUUGUUAAUGACUUUCCACAUAAUGUGGAGACAGAAUUAGCAGACCAGCCACAAAUCUAUACCACUGCUAUGUACCUUCCAAAAUGUUCCAGAAACAUGCUGCAUCCUGUAGACUCUUUGACUUCACAUAUAUUAGGUGACGCUGUGGUGGUUGAUGGGGGCAAAACCCUGGUGCAGCAGAGACCCAGUACUCCAAAGCAUCAAGUCUCACAGAAGAGCCAAAUGAAGAUGUUGGCCCCUCCUUAUCAAGGAGAGGACACUAAGAGACAGAGUGAAAUAAAGUAUGAAGACAGGCCUAAGUUCACCCCAGUCAAGGAGAAAAAAGUCAACCUUGGAGGCCAAUACUACCAGACCCUUCCAAAAACCACACAAGUGCUCCCCAAAAGCCCCUCCCAAAGUCGUUUGGGUAGCUUUCUUCAGUGGAUUCACCCCAAGAAAACAAUCAAACAGCAGGAAUCUCAUCCCCUAAAAAGUAAUACUACAGCAGCCACUGCCCAAAACCAACAAAGGCCACUGAGAAAGAAUUCAUAUAUGGACAGCAAUGUUGCUGAGGCCCAGGAACUUAUGACAGCUGUUGGACAGAUGGUAGAAAAGAAAAUGAUGCUGCAACAUCAACCCUGUGCUUCAAAGUUCAGCCAGCACAGGAAAGUCCCUCCAGCCCCCACUUCACAGUUUUCCUAUGGCCACAUGCCAGUCUCCUACUUACAGCCAAGGAGAGUACCCAGUUACCAGGGCAAUUGCUCAUGUCAGAGGUGUUCUAUACAGAACAGGCACAUCAGAAACCAACCAUCUCAGAAAAGUGUACAAUUUAGCCAGAAACCACAGAUCCCACGGAACCCCAGACACUUGUCCCCCAAAUCAGCUUUGGUGAAUUCUUCCCAGAAUAGAACAAUAGUGCCGCGAAUCCCAGAUCACCAUCUUUUCUGUCCUAGGCACUGUGCCCUCCAGAGCAAUGUCUGUAGAGAACCAGGACAUUCCUCUGUAGUUUUUCCUAAUAGGAAAACAUAAUUGAAAGAAAAAGAAUAGUGAAUGUAAAAAUUAUUUUUCUCAUGUUAGUACAUUCAAGAUACUUAAUGUAGCCCAAAAUACAUGUUUUUCCCCCAUAAAA
Molecule: messenger RNA, 3322 nt
Organism: Mastomys coucha (southern multimammate mouse)
Lineage: Eukaryota; Metazoa; Chordata; Mammalia; Rodentia; Muridae
Product: spermatogenesis-associated protein 31-like
Exons: 3
Coding region: 94-3222 (1042 amino acids)
Source: RefSeq, a predicted model, not a curated record